Molecule: messenger RNA, 2630 nt
Organism: Tarenaya hassleriana
Lineage: Eukaryota; Viridiplantae; Streptophyta; Magnoliopsida; Brassicales; Cleomaceae
Product: exocyst complex component EXO70B1
Exons: 1
Coding region: 619-2574 (651 amino acids)
Biological process (GO): exocytosis
Cellular component (GO): exocyst
Molecular function (GO): phosphatidylinositol-4,5-bisphosphate binding
Source: RefSeq, a predicted model, not a curated record
GUUGUAAGGUCACAUUCUCAAACACAAGUCAAGUCAAUCCAAACACACAAAGCCGAAUUUCUGUGCAGAAAACAUAUUGAGAGAUUUUCCCGGAAAAUUUCUUGCCCAGAAAAUCUGCAAACUUCGGUAUAAGUCAGGCACCAGCGAUCUUCAAACGGGGCUCUUUAUUCUUUCCUCGACUGUCUGUACGUUCUUUUUCUUGCCCAUUUUGACCUGAACAAUCUCUCUCUCAAUUUGUUCAUGCCUUGUUCAUCGAUUUCCCAAAGAUUCAUCCUUUUGAAACUUUCCUUGGUCGAAAAGUGAAAACCCUCUUCUUCUUUUUUUCCUGUCCGUUCUUAAUCUCCAUUGUUACAACUUUUGCAAUCAGAGCCUUUUUGAUGUUCCAAAAAGUUUGUGAUUCUUCUACUUUUGUGGGUUUGUUUCGCUGAUUUUCGUGUUGCUACGGUUAAUCAUAAAUCUUUAUGAUUUGUGAGUGUUUGGUUGAUUAAGUGAAGCAGAAAACGCAUGUCAAGCAUUAGUUUACUGAAGAUUUGAGAAUUAGGGUUAGGGCUAGAUUGAUUAGGCUGUUGUUGAAUUCAAGCAUAGAGAACUGAUCGUGGAAUUGGCGAUUCUGUGGAGAUGGGAGAGUUUGAGGUUGUGAUCUCUGAGGUAGAUGGAGAAGACAAGCUGAUUGUUGCUGCAAAUUAUCUUGUCGAGCAACUAGGAUCAUGUCGGAACCUUAGCAACGAUACUAGGAAGGUUUUAUCCCAUCUCUUAUCGAAGCUGUCUCGUGUGGUAGCCAUGGAUGAUACAGAUGAGGAAGAAGAUGGGAUAAGUGAGAUUGAGCAGAGGCUUAAUGUUCUUGCUGAGAAGAUUAUGAGUAGGCAGGCCGAUGAAUCGAUGAUAUGGGACUCGGGUUCUGAUGAGGGUAACGAAUAUCUCGAUGCAGUGAACGAGUUGAGAGUUCUGAUCGAAAGGCUGGAUAGUUUUCCGAGUUUAGGCAAGGCUGGAGCCGAGGAGAUGUUGCUGAGAAAAGCUCAUGAUGCUCUUCAGACAGCGAUGACAAGGCUCGAGGACGAGUUCUUGAAUAUGCUUGUUGAGAAUCGGCUGCCCUUUGAGCCCGAACACAUGUCUUUCCGGUCGGAAGAAGGAUCUGUGGCUUCAAGUGAGGAUUUGCUUCUUGGAGGAGGUAUCAGCAGUAGGAGAAACUCGGGGGAAGCUGUGAUUGAUUUGGUUAACCCUUACAUCAUUCCCGAUCUCAAUAAAAUCGCAAACGCGAUGAUCUCUGCGGGAUAUGGCCGGGAGUGUAUCCAGACGUAUACCAUCGUUAGGAAAGAGGCGGUGGAUGAGUUCCUCUACAAUCACGAGAUCGAGAAGAUGAGCAUCGAGGAUGUGCUGAAGAUGGAUUGGUCGAUCUUGAACUUGAAUAUCAAGAAAUGGGUUCAUGUUAUGAGAAAUUUUGUCCGGAUACAUCUCGUUAGCGAGAAGUGGCUGGGAAAUCAGGUGUUCGGGGACCAAGUCCAGACCGGUUUAACAUGUUUUCUCGAAGCGGUAAAGUCACCGACGAUGCAACUGCUCAAUUUCGGUGAAGCUGUGUCCCUCGUUCCCCGACAACCCGAGAAAUUGCUCAGGAUUCUCGAAAUGUACGAGCUGAUGUCUGAGCUUCUCCCCGAUAUCGAUGCUUUGUUCUCAGAUGAUACCGGUUCAGGCGUUGGAACAGAGUACCAGCAGGUGAUGACGGGACUCGGGUCUUGCGCAAGAUCCACAUUUCUCGAGUUCAAGAACGCGAUCGCCACCGACGUUUCGUCGAAUCCUGUCCCGGGAGGUGGGGUUCACCUCCUGACAAACUACGUAAUGAACUACCUCAUGGCCCUCACCGAUUUCGGUGAGACCCUCGACUCGCUGCUCAGAGAACACGACGAGGCAGCGAAUCUGUCGACGACAACGCCACCAUCCCCAGAUAUCGGUCCGGCAAUCGAGGAAGAGGAGACAGGUCAAAAAUCUCCGUCGUCGGGGCAGUUCCUGGUAAUGACCAGACACUUCUACUCAAUCACAACGGUUCUUGAAUCAAACCUGCAGGAGAAAUCGAGAUUAUACAGAGACGUGGCCCUGCAACAUAUAUUCCUAAUGAACAACGUCCAUUACAUGACACGGAAAGUGAUGAACUCCGAGCUGAGGAACAUCUUCGGGAGCAAAUGGAUAAGAGCCCACACGUGGAAGUUCCGGCAGCAGGCCAAGGAGUACGAGAGGGCAACCUGGUGCAGUGUCCUGGAUCUGCUGAAGGGGGAAGGGGGGAGAGGGUUGGGGUUAGGGGCGAGGGAGAGGUUUCAGAGCUUCAACGGAGCGUUUGAGGAGGUGUACAAGGUUCAGACAGGGUGGGUGAUAGCAGGGGAAGGGCUCAGAGAGGAUCUUAGGACAUCAGUUUCGCAAUGGGUGAUCCAAGCUUACUGGACGUUUUACAGCAGACACAAGAACAAUGUCAGUGAGAAGUACGUGAAGUACAAUCCUGAUGAACUUCAGUCCCUCUUGCUGGAUCUCUUCUCCGGCUCUCCCAAGUCCUUGUCCACUUCCUAUCGCAGGUCUUCCUUGCAUUAAUCUUUGAUUAUAUAUAUAUAUAUAUAUAUAUAUAUAUAUAUAUAUAUAUAUAUAUA